AUACAAGUGUAGAAGAACUACGCAGCGAAGAAGCAGCAGCAAGUUGGACGUAUAAAUCAACGAGAACAAAGGCAAGAUCACAUCACAAGAGGAGCUUAGCUAGAUAGCUAAGAUUGAUCGAUCCGCGAUGGUGCCCGAGGCGAAGAUGGAGAAGGCGACGAGCGACGGGGAGGUGGUGCUGGGCGGCCCCGGAGACGAGGAGGAGGAGGAGGAGGACGUGGUGCUGCCGGGGUACCGGUUCCACCCCACCGACGAGGAGCUGGUCACCUUCUACCUCCGGCGGAAGGUGGCCAGGAAGUCGCUCAGGAUCGAGGUCAUCCGGGAGAUGGACAUCUACAAGCACGACCCAUGGGAUCUCCCCAAGGCGAGCACGGUUGGUGGUGAGAAAGAGUGGUACUUCUUCUGCCUGAGAGGAAGGAAGUACCGGAACAGCAUCCGGCCUAACCGGGUCACCGGCUCCGGCUUCUGGAAGGCCACCGGCAUCGACCGGCCGAUCUACUCCCCAGCCGCCGCCGGCUCCGGCUCCGGCUCCGGCGUGUCCAUCGGGCUGAAGAAGUCCCUCGUCUACUACCGCGGCAGCGCCGGCAAGGGCACCAAGACCGAUUGGAUGAUGCACGAGUUCCGCCUCCCGCCGGCCGCCGCCGCUCCGGCCGCCAACGCCUCCCCGAGCAUGCAGGAAGCCGAGGUGUGGACCAUUUGCCGGAUCUUCAGGAGGACCAUCACCUACCGGAAGCAGCAGCAGCAGCCGUGGAGGCCGGCGCCGGCGAUGUCCGCCGCCGACUCCAGCUCCAACACGGGGAGCUUCGGGUCGUCGGAGGUCGGCGACGAGUACAUGAACUGCCUGCAGGCUCCGGCACCCGCCGCCCCAUGCAUCCCCCAGCAGCAGUACGUCAACCAGAUGGACGCAGUAAACGGCAACAACUUCUUCUACAGGGACACCGUGCACCACCAGCAGUUCCAGGGGCAAUGGAACGCUGCACCCGCCGCGCCGGCGCCGGAGGAGAAGCCACAUGAUACACUGUCGACGGCCGCCUCCUUCCACCAGAAUGACCAUAGCCACGCCGUCGCCGCCAACGAGUUCUACAAGGUGGAGGGGUACUUGGAGGAGAUCGCCAGGAUGAUGGAGGUCACCGACACCGCAGGGUUUUACGACUACAGAUCAUACGGCUGAUCGGCAGGGAACUGAGGGCCGAGCUCCAUACGUCUUCGGAGUUGUUUCAGGGUAGACAUACAUAAUUCGCCGACACGCUAGAACUGACGCUGUCAAGUGAGGAUCUGACAUGUAGGGCCCGCACCACAGAGUGCUGAGGCCUGGUCAGAAGAGCUUCGCUAUGAUCUGAUCUAAUUGAUGUGUAAAUCACGUGUGUCUGUGAUACAUAAUUUGAGUUUUGUGUGUAACAUAGUAAUAGUGCCAUAUGAAUAUUUGCCCCAGGCGUCUGUUUAAUUGAGCCAGUCAUGUGUGAUCAUUUUUGUACCUUGUUCUGGUCACUCAGAUAUGCACAAGUAACUUGAUGUUGCUGAUUGGACAG
Hordeum vulgare subsp. vulgare (domesticated barley) is the source of this 1529-nucleotide messenger RNA. Its product is annotated as transcription factor JUNGBRUNNEN 1-like. Gene Ontology annotation, biological process: regulation of DNA-templated transcription. The record is from RefSeq and is a predicted model, not a curated record. The transcript is spliced from 3 exons. Bases 128 to 1171 code for a protein of 347 amino acids. Gene Ontology annotation, molecular function: DNA binding. Lineage: Eukaryota; Viridiplantae; Streptophyta; Magnoliopsida; Poales; Poaceae.